Aspergillus caelatus is the source of this 1851-nucleotide messenger RNA. RefSeq names its product putative DUF221 membrane protein. Gene Ontology annotation, cellular component: plasma membrane. Lineage: Eukaryota; Fungi; Ascomycota; Eurotiomycetes; Eurotiales; Aspergillaceae. Gene Ontology annotation, molecular function: calcium-activated cation channel activity. Bases 1 to 1851 code for a protein of 616 amino acids. The record is from RefSeq and is a predicted model, not a curated record. The transcript has 3 exons.
AUGGAUCUUGCGGCUUUAAAUGAGACCGUCAACGACGCUGCCGGAAAAGCCCAGAAGAACGAAGGUCUUUCUGCUCAGUCAUUCUUAAUCUCUUUGGCUGUUUCUGGAAGCAUCUUCAUACCAGUCGUGUAUAUCUUCACCUUUCUGAAAGAUAUUGAUCACAAGCUUUUCCAACCAGGAUGUUUAGCGGAUCCUGAUCUCUCGCCAUUGCCCAAGGGCAGAACUCUUUGGGUUAAGCAAUUAUGGGAAUUUAUGAAAGAUGAUACGAAACUCACCGGUAGACUUUCAUUGGACUGUCGCUUCUUUCUGCGCCUACUACAGGUGGCCGUGAGGCUCUUCGCGCCGAUAGCUGUUAUUAUUCUUCCUAUACUACUUCCGGUGAAUUACACUGCUAAUGACAUAAAUGUUGGGGGUCUUGAUAAAUUCAGCAUAUCAAACAUCCAAAAAGAGCAACACAUAAGAUGGUGGAUCACAGUUUUCGCUGCAACCUUGGCCAAUAUCCAUAUCUGGCGUCUUCUACUUGUGGAAUUUAGAUUAGUUGUGAAGGCAAGGCAGAACUACUUUCAUGAAUGUUUCUCAGCUCAAAGAGCAGCUACAAUAGUGAUUACUAACAUCCCACCGAGAACGUGGAAUGGCGAAACUUUGAGACAGAUCUAUUCGGCCUUUAAUGGAGGGCCAGUGGAUGUAAUCCUACCACAACAGGAAGUCUGCGAUGGCAAGGAACUCGAGCUUAGAACCCUUCUCCAAGACCUUGAUACAAUAAUGCGAGUACGCCCGCAUAUAUCUAGGAAAAGGGUUAUUCCCUCAAGCAUUAAACUCAUGGCUUAUUUUCGAGAAAAAGCCCUUCUUGGAUGCAAAAUUCACAAUCUGCGAAGAGACAUUGAAAGAACUAAGAGUAUUGCACUACUUCACUUCUCAGACUUGUUCACAGCUCAUCUGCUGCUGCAAGCAAGAGCAUCUUCAAUACCAUUGGAACUAGAAGCACAUGAUACUGACUUAAAAACCUUGGAUCCUGUCCUCUACUACGGCAAACUUUCUAGAACUCUGCGGAGUAUCAGUAUCCUCGUGACCCUGAAUGUUUUGGCCAUACUUUGGGCAAUCCCAGUAUCCUUGACGGGACUUUUGUCACAGCUUGUUUACUUGGAUUCGAUUGGCUCGCAUUUACAUAUCCUGUCAGACAAAGAACUGGGUGCUAUUCAAGGGUUGGCUCCUCAAAUGGCAGCAUCCAUCCUCAUGUACUGUUUUCCGGUCGUUCUUCGGUUUCUGAUGAAAUACUAUAUUGCAUUUGAGCGUCCAGCUGUCGAGGUCUUGCUACAAAGACAUUACUUUCUAUUUCUUUACACUCAGCUUUUUAUUGUAGUUUCAAUAUCUUCUGGCGUUACUACUAUGAUCCCUGAGAUUGCCAACAACGUUCAAUCGGUACCGUCAUUGUUGGCCAAGAAUUUGCCCAAGUCGGGAGAUUACUUCUAUUCCUACUUCUUAUUGCAAACUGUCACACAAACUGCUUUGAUAUUAUUCCGACUACCUGACAGUCUUUGGGAUCUUACAGCUCCAUUGCAGCGUGUGUCUGAGAUCCUGUGUCACAGGGCCUCGGAAAACAAAACGACUUAUUUCGUUGCGGGUUUCGCGUCUACGAGCGAGGGUGAAAUCAGGAAGACCCGACUAGCAUCGUGUAGCAAACGGGGCAUACCGAAGCGAGAUGAACUCUGCUCUUCUAGAAUGAACUGGACUAUCUGUGGUCUAUUUGUCACAAUUGAGUCAAAAGGCUCUCGUCUACCAGUCGUUUACCUUCUAGGCGCACAUCUAAAUGACAAGAUAAGGACUGUGUUUGAUCCCGAUAUUUGCUUUUAG